Messenger RNA from Anthonomus grandis grandis, 2815 nucleotides. It is a transcript of the gene lqf, whose product is annotated as epsin-2. Gene Ontology annotation, molecular function: clathrin binding; phospholipid binding. Bases 419 to 2173 code for a protein of 584 amino acids. The record is from RefSeq and is a predicted model, not a curated record. The transcript has 12 exons. Gene Ontology annotation, biological process: endocytosis. Gene Ontology annotation, cellular component: endosome; clathrin vesicle coat; plasma membrane. NCBI's taxonomy places the organism in Eukaryota, Metazoa, Arthropoda, Insecta, Coleoptera, Curculionidae.
CGUCAAAUCUGAAAGUUUUAUUAAAAAUUUUUUGUGGAAACGAAAAGGUGUUGGUUCUUUAUCACGUAAACGGGUAAAUAAAUAAUAAUCACGUGAAUUUUUAUUAGUGCGAUUAAAGCGAGAAGGGCCCCCCUUUGUAUCCCCAAUUAAUGUUCGGAAUAAAGCGAUUAUGAGCGACGAAAUUCGGCCAUGUUGUGUUCAUUGAAAAUAAAAGUGUAGUGUCAUCAGGGCCAGGAAAAAUAUCUCUUAUUUAGACUACGUAAAUUGUGUACAUACCUAAUUAAUCAUUUAUUAAGUUUCGAUUUAAGUCGUAUAGCAACACUUCGCUUUAUUAGACGCCACCCCAAAAAAUUGUCAGCAGGAAAUUGCUAUAAGCAAUAACUUUUGGCCUAACCAGAGUUCUACAAACAGCUUCAAUAUGCGUAGGGGCUCGAACGAUAUGCAAGUGAAUGUGGCGGGGAUCCGGCGAAAUAUCAAAAAUUUCGCGCACAACUACUCGGAUGCCCAGAAGAAGGUGAGGGAGGCGACCUCGAACGACCACUGGGGCCCCUCUAGCACUAUAAUGGCCGAAAUCGCCGAUCUCACUUACAAUGUUGUUGCCUUCAGUGAAAUUAUGCAGAUGGUAUGGAAACGCCUAAAUGAUCACGGUAAAAACUGGAGGCAUGUGUAUAAAGCCUUGGUUUUGCUUGAAUAUCUUAUCAAAACCGGGUCGGAAAAAGUUGGGCAGCAGUGCAAGGAAAACAUUUAUGCUAUACAGACCUUAAAAGAUUUCCAGCAUAUCGAAGAAGGUAAAGAUCAAGGGCAAAAUGUGAGGGAGAAGGCCAAACAGCUGGUGAACCUGCUGAAGGACGACGAAAGACUGAAAAACGAAAGGGCGAGGGCCCUUAAGGCGAAAGAACGGUUCGCUCAGAGCGCCAGCGGGUUCGGGAGCGAUGGCGGUCUCGAUACGCCGACCAGUCCCCGAUAUCCGGCCUUCAGGAGCAGCGAUUGGAACGAAAGCGGUGAAUCCGCGGAAUUACCGAGAGACAUAGAAAUCGCGCGACCGCAAACCGCCGGCGAAGAAGAAUUACAGCUGCAACUGGCCUUGGCUAUGUCCAGGGAGGAGGCGGAACAGGAGGAACAGAAGAGGAAGUCCGAUGACGUUAGGUUGCAGUUGGCUCUUAGUCAGAGCCAACAAGAUUUCAAAAAAUCGCAAGAUAAAGUGCACAAAAGCCACUUGGUGGACCUGCUGGACGUCAAUUUGGGCGGAGACCCCACCCCCGUUGACCCUUGGGGCAUGCCGCAGCCCCCUCGGCCACAGCAAUCGUCCCCGUGGCAAUCGUCGUCGUCGCCCCAGCAUCCGCCCCUGGGGGCGCCGCUCUCGGCGGACCCCUGGCAACCGGCCUCCGCCCCCCAGUUGCCUCCUCCGGCCGCCCCCAGAGCGGACCCCUGGGGGUUGCCGGCGGGGGGCGGUGCUGCAGCUGCCGCCGUCGCCAAUCCCCUUUCGAGCCUAUCGCCGGUUAAUAAAUCCGCCGGCACGGUUAAGGAUCCUUGGUCGCCCACUAGCCCCGGUUCGUCCACUGAUAUGGACGAGUUUGAUAUUAUUACGAAUAGAAACCGACCUACGUCCCCGCUAAAAACCAACGGCAACACCGCGACCGACCCGUUCGAAUUAAACCUUUUGGGGGACGCGUUGCCGCCCGUUCCCGGUUCCAGUCCGACUACGAACGUCGGUUCGAAAAAGACGCCCCAAAGUUUCCUGGGAGAGAACUCGGCCUUAGUCAAUUUAGAUAAUUUAGUUACCACAACUAAACCGAACAAUCCCGCUUUGCCGGCGAACCCGUUCUCGGAUCCAGCAGUGCCUCAACCACCGCCGGCGGUCAACCGGCAAAUUUUCAAUCCGCAACCGCCGAAACCGUCGAUCAACGAGAUCAAGCAACAGUCGUUUGCGCAAUUCGGGGCGGCCGCUCCGCCCCCGCAGCCUACUUUGGCCGGCUUUGGGGCGGCACCGGUUUUCGGGACUAGUAGUACGACCGGUCAAUUUUCGGCAGCGUAUCCGACGAAUGGCGCGUUCAAUGCCCCCCCGUCGGAUCCUUGGACCCCUGUGCCCAGUAAUACGACGUUAAACGGUAACGGUAACGUCGCCGCCCCUUGGAUGAAGGCCAACGAGCCGCCCAAUCCGUUUUUAUCUUAACGUACAAAGAUCGAGCAAUAAAACAACUACCAGACAAGAAGAAAGACGAGAAAAAAACACACACACGAAAAUGUUUUCAGAUGGUGCAAAACUAUAAUAUAUAAGUAGAUGAAUAUAGUGGCUAGCUUUCCGUUGAACUUAUUUUUAUACAUACGCGCCCCCUUCCCUAUUAUUACCCUUUUUUUAAGGGUAUUUUUACCUCGUUUAAAAAUAAAAAGGGGGAGGGUCAAAGGGUUUGGACCAUUCAAGACAGUCUAGACAUUAUGUAAACGAAACCCAAAUUUUGCUCAUUAAAGUUUCCAACCACCAACAUAAAAGAAAACGAGGGGCUUUCGAUCGAACAUUAUGUAAUAUCCGUCGCAAUACUAUAGACUGAUAGUGAUUCAUUUUAUUUUUUUAAUUAUUAAGGCGAAAAUGUUCAUUUGCACGCGGUUAUUGCCUAUUUUCGUUUGCCACCGUGCACUUCUGGACUUCACCCGGAGGGCUUCUUUAAGGGGCAGCCUGUAAUAUGAUUUUCAUUAAUAUUACAAAAAUUAAAUAAUUUAAGAUUUAUAUAGUUUGUUACUUUAUAAUUAUUAAUAUGAUGUUUUGUUGUUUAAUGUAAAAAAAAAUAUUAUUUUAAUAUAUUCUUUGUAAUUAUUA